Molecule: messenger RNA, 1904 nt
Organism: Musa acuminata AAA Group (dessert banana)
Lineage: Eukaryota; Viridiplantae; Streptophyta; Magnoliopsida; Zingiberales; Musaceae
Product: DEAD-box ATP-dependent RNA helicase 15
Exons: 12
Coding region: 592-1626 (344 amino acids)
Molecular function (GO): RNA helicase activity; RNA binding; ATP binding
Source: RefSeq, a predicted model, not a curated record
CACUUAUCGCUCCUCAUCCUCUGGUUUUGUGGUCCGUGCCGCCGCCCCUCAAACCCUAGCCUUACCCUGCCGUGAUAUCUCCUCUGGCUUCCUGUCUCCCCUCUCCCUCCCUCCCCGCGAAACCCUAGAAAACCUCGCCCUUUCGGUCUUAUUUUUUUUCUUGCAGACGCGCUUUCAACCUCCUUUCAAUCCCUAAUCGGCGGUUUCCGGUCUCGAAGAAUGGGUGAAGCCAGGGACAACGAUGCUUACGAGGAGGAGCUUCUUGACUACGAUGAGGAUGAGGAGAAGGCUCCCGAUUCUGCCGCUGCCAAGGCUUCCGGUGAAUCGGUGAAAAAGGGUUAUGUUGGGAUUCAUAGUUCCGGUUUCAGAGACUUCCUGUUGAAGCCAGAACUUCUCCGUGCGAUCAUAGAUUCGGGUUUUGAGCACCCUUCUGAAGGUAAUCAGUACUUCCACAUUCCUGAGUUUGGAGAAUGGUAAACCUUUCCAUUAAAAGGAUCCCGAAGGUUAUUUUUUACUUACUGGGGUACUGCUCCAAUUUUGUUUGGUUCUCCGUCAGUACAACAUGAAUGCAUCCCUCAAGCUAUCCUUGGAAUGGAUGUCAUCUGCCAAGCAAAAUCUGGAAUGGGGAAAACAGCUGUUUUUGUUCUUUCAACUCUGCAGCAAAUUGAGCCAGUUGCGGGCCAAGUAGCUGCACUUGUGCUAUGUCAUACCAGAGAAUUGGCCUAUCAGAUCUGUCAUGAAUUUGAAAGAUUCAGCACUUAUUUGCCUGAUAUUAAGGUUGCUGUAUUCUAUGGGGGAGUUCACAUCUUGAAGCACAAGGACAUUUUGAAGAAUGAAUGCCCUCAUAUCGUUGUUGGCACACCAGGAAGAAUACUGGCACUUGCAAGAGAUAAAGAUCUUUCUUUGAAGAAUGUGAGGCAUUUUAUUCUUGAUGAAUGUGACAAGAUGCUCGAGUCCCUUGACAUGCGGAGAGAUGUGCAGGAGAUUUUCAAAAUGACACCUCAUGACAAACAAGUUAUGAUGUUCUCAGCAACUCUCAGCAAGGAGAUCCGCCCUGUUUGCAAGAGAUUCAUGCAAGAUCCUAUGGAAAUAUAUGUUGACGAUGAGGCCAAACUGACACUGCAUGGUUUAGUACAGCACUACAUUAAACUGACCGAGUUGGAGAAGAAUCGGAAACUGAAUGAUCUUUUGGAUGCACUGGACUUCAAUCAAGUUGUGAUCUUUGUGAAAAGUGUGAAUCGAGCAGCGGAGCUGAACAAGUUACUUGUUGAGUGCAACUUUCCAUCAAUCUGUAUACACUCUGGCAUGUCACAGGAAGAAAGGUUGACCAGGUAUAAGAAUUUCAAGGAAGGUCUCAAAAGGAUUCUUGUUGCUACUGAUCUGGUUGGCAGAGGAAUUGAUAUUGAGCGAGUCAACAUUGUAGUAAACUAUGACAUGCCAGAUUCUGCAGACACCUACCUGCACAGGGUUGGAAGGGCUGGGCGAUUUGGUACCAAAGGACUUGCCAUUACAUUCGUCUCAUCAGCUUCAGACUCUGAUGUUCUUAAUCAGGUCCAAGAGAGGUUUGAGGUGGACAUAAAGGAGCUGCCAGAGCAGAUUGACACUUCCACAUACAUGCCCUCAUGAUGAACCUCCUUAAAGUUGCUCCGGUAAACUGGUUGGGAUGAGGACGAUGACCUUGGAGCAAUGAUGUAAAAGUUUCACUAGAAUUGGUUGUAGAAGUUCAUUUUGGAGCAGGUUGUGUUAGGAGCGGUAAUUUUAAAACGUAGACGCUGCUGUAGCUUUUUACAGCUUUAACAAUAGAUUGGAUGGUUUACUUGUUGCUUUAGUUACUUUAACAAACGAUCAUGUUCUAAGAAUCCUAUAUAUCCGUAGAUCUAAUCCUUAUACGCUGCUUGGCAUAA